Zootoca vivipara (common lizard) is the source of this 920-nucleotide messenger RNA. NCBI's taxonomy places the organism in Eukaryota, Metazoa, Chordata, Lepidosauria, Squamata, Lacertidae. The record is from RefSeq and is a predicted model, not a curated record.
CCAUUGAUUUCCAUAACCUCUUUGAAGCUACAAAGAAGGUACUGUAGUUCCAGUCUUCCUUGAAAUAACAAGAGAUGAUUGUGCUCCUUGUGUUGAGCCUUGCUGCUCUGCUCCAACAGCCUGCUUCAAGAGCACAUGCACUAGAGGUUGGACCAGCUGAGCAAAAGCAAAUUCUUGACAAGCACAAUGCCCUGCGGAGAGGAGUGAAGCCAACCGCAAGCAACAUGCUGAAGAUGGAAUGGAGUCCUGCUGCGAGAGCGAAUGCCGAACGCUGGGCAAAGAAAUGUCAUUUUGGCCACAGCCCACAAGACCAAAGAAUUGCUGAUGGCUUUUCAUGCGGUGAAAAUAUAUUUUUAUCAUCUGACGCUACUUCAUGGGAUGACGUGAUUCAAGCCUGGUACGACGAGGUGGAAGAUUUCAAGUAUAGUGUUGGAGCAGUCCGUCCAGGGGCCGUAACUGACCAUUACACUCAGGUGGUUUGGUACAGGUCUUACAAAAUUGGUUGUUAUGCUGCCCACUGCCCUCAAAAUCCCCUGAAAUACCUCUACGUUUGCCAGUACUGUCCUGCAGGGAACAUACAAGGCUCACUUAAAACCCCAUAUAAGUCUGGACCACCUUGCGGGGACUGCCGUGAUGCUUGUGACAACAGAUUAUGCACCAAUCCUUGCAAAUAUACAGAUAUGUACAGCAACUGCCCUGACUUAGUGAAGUCACAAGGAUGUAGGAAACAAAACAUGCUGAAAGAUUGCACUGCUUCUUGCCUGUGUACCAAUGAAAUAAAAUAGGUCUCCUUUGGGCAUUUAUGAUUUUCGUUGAACUCCACAAACUCACCUUCAGCAUCUUUUAAUGAUCCUUUCCGAAUAAAAUUUGUAAACAUGAUUUUAAAAUUGAAAACUCAUAAAUUAUCUCGCAUACAUGGA